Messenger RNA from Gymnodraco acuticeps, 1246 nucleotides. It is a transcript of the gene sfxn4, whose product is annotated as sideroflexin 4. The record is from RefSeq and is a predicted model, not a curated record. NCBI's taxonomy places the organism in Eukaryota, Metazoa, Chordata, Actinopteri, Perciformes, Bathydraconidae. Gene Ontology annotation, biological process: mitochondrial transmembrane transport; monoatomic ion transport. Gene Ontology annotation, molecular function: monoatomic ion transmembrane transporter activity. The transcript is spliced from 14 exons. Gene Ontology annotation, cellular component: mitochondrial inner membrane. Bases 134 to 1078 code for a protein of 314 amino acids.
CGGGGUUGAAGGCGGAAGUAUUUGCUCAGGACUUGAAUUUGACCUUAACAAGCACAACACUAUAUGCUGGUUAAAUGUGUGCUGCAGAAGGGAUAUUGUGACUUAUUGAGAAGUUAAUGUGGUCGUUGUCCCAAUGGAUCCUAAUCUGUUGUUUUGGAAAAGCGAAGGACAGUCGUUCUUUAGUCGGUUCAAGAUCUGGGUUAAUAUCCUUGAUCCCACUUCCCUUCUUUCCUCUGAUGCCACAAUAAAGAGGGCUCAUGGUCUGCUUGGAGGUGGACAGAAACUAGAUGAUUGGGAUGAAAAAACAGUCACCCUAUCACUUUCAUCUGUCCAUGCUGACUCUGGUGAUGUUCUUCCACUUAUGCUCCGCCCUGUAGCAUUUUUGUCCACAUCAGCACCAUUGGUGAUCGCCAGCUUUUUGCCUCACACCAAUGUGAAAUAUGCUCUGCUCUGGCAGUUUUUCCUGCAGAGUUACCAAACUAGGUUCACCCUUGCAAACAGAAAUUCGUCAUCAGAAAAGAGUAAGAAGCUGUCUUCGAGGCAGCUUCUGUUGAGCGCUGGAACCGUUUGCUAUGCAACAUGUGCAGGGUCCCUUCCUCAAAUUAUGAUUUAUAAUCUUGGUGUAAGUAGUGAAGUAAUCAAGGCUGUCUUAAGGACCAUGCUACCAAUCCCUCUCUCAGCUGCUGUGGCCUUCAUCAGUGUGUACACUGUCAGAAGUGAAGAGUCACAAACUGGGAUCAAAGUGUUUGAUUCCAAUGGAAAUCUGGUCGGCCUUUCUAAAGCAGCGGGACAAAAGGCUGUGAAGGAGACUGCACUGUCAAGAGCGGCGCUGUUCGGUACAACCGCUGCUGUCCCUUCCCUCCUGAUAACACUCUUAUGGAGAACAAGAGUGAUCCAGAAGAGCUCUGUGCUGAUCGCUCCUCUCCGUUACAUGAGUGUUGCGAUUGGUUUUGGCUUGAUGAUCCCUGUCUCGUUCAGUCUCUUUCCACAGCUGGGCACGAUAAAAAAGGAAAACGUGGAGAAGAACCUGCAGAAGGCAGCUUGCGACGGACUGUUAUACUACCAUAGAGGACUCUGAGGACCUAUAAAUACACAAAUCUACCAAAACACAGGUUGCUAUUACUCGGUAGUAUUAUAAUAAAUGUCUUCUUUAGCAUCAUGCAGCUGAAAAUGUACAACGCAUGUAACACACUCAAAGAUGCCCAAUUGAAAAAAUACAGUUUGAGACAUUAAAACAGUCAAAACG